Molecule: messenger RNA, 1110 nt
Organism: Lithohypha guttulata
Lineage: Eukaryota; Fungi; Ascomycota; Eurotiomycetes; Chaetothyriales; Trichomeriaceae
Exons: 2
Coding region: 1-1110 (369 amino acids)
Source: RefSeq, a predicted model, not a curated record
AUGGACAGUGAACGGACCCCACGACCGAAAAGGACGAAGAAGACGCUGCCGACACCUGACAGCUCGGAUCGUCAGGAUGGAUUGUCAGAAAGACAGCUCCCGAUAAUACCUCCUCCUGCACCUUCAUCGACCUGCUCGACCAACACGGACAAGACAAAGCGAAGCAAGAGUCCACAGAAACGUAUGCGUGAUGCUGAAAGUCUCUUGCUGAAGCCGGAUCUUAAACAAGUACCUCUCAAGAAGGUGCGAGACUGGGAAGUAAAAAAUCAUACCAUGGCGAAUUGGGACCUCUACAAAUCACUGCAACGUUCCAUCACAGCUGCACCCGACAAGUCUGCAUAUGAUGACUUUUUCGAGAAAGAUCUGGACAGAAUCUUCAACUACCUUGUCGAUAUGCCUGAUGGUGCUGACGAGAAUUACUGGAGCGACGACGUGGUAUUUCCUUGCUUGAGGCUGGCUGCUGAACUGACGCGACGGGCGGAAGUCCGUGCUUUUAAUGUGUAUGGUUUCAGCGCAGAUCAGGACAGCAAGAACAUCGGAAUCACGGAUCUUACCUUACUUGGGGCUUCCGACGAGAGACCCGAUACACGAAGGGUCGAUUACUGCUUCGGUGUCAGCGUGGUGGACUCGACUGAUGACGCGCAUGCUCCAAUCUUGAGGUAUGCUGACCAAUACCUCUGCCAGAGCAACCACCCUCAAGUAAACGACAAAGUUCUUUUCUCACAUCUCGAGCUGAAGACCGAUACAGACAAAAUCGAAGCAAACGCGCAGCUCAAGGUUUGGGCCAGUGCAGGCUUUGAGAAGCAAAGGCGCUUACGCCAAUCAAGGCUCGACUGUGAUCCAGCAGAGUAUACAAUGCUGCUGGCGCCUCAACCCGUUUGGGUGUGGCUGUCAAACAAGGUGGAAGUAAAAAUUGUUGUGGCAGAGUGGGAGAACGAGCACAUCUGGUUCUUGCCCGCAAAGGAUUAUGCGUUGGACAUUUACGACAAGGAGUCUCUCAGAAGUUUGGUCUCUGCCAUGAGCCGUGUGAUGCAAUGGGGAGCGACGGAAUAUCUGAACUGGUUUCGUACAGAGCUGCUCGGGAGACCGGACCUGAAUACCGAAAGAUAA